UGCACUGAGACCCUGACCCCGUUACACGUCAAAAGUUGUUUUUCUUUAAUGACAGGUACACUUUAAGAAAGGUCACAUGUGUUCAUUCAGUGUUAGUAGGAUAAAGCUACGCACAUGGGCAGGGCUACACCAGUUUUACGGGCGAGACACAUCAGCUGCUCUUGUGUUUACAAGGGUUAAAUAUUCUCCAAGAGUUGAAAGCUCACGGUUACUGGCGGAGUCGGAGGAGACAAGUCCAACAAGAUCACUGGAAUCCAAUCUGCAGGUGCCAUAGGAAGAAGAAGUGCGCCAUGGACCUUGUCACUUUUCUCCUGGCUGUUGCGGUUAUCCUCUUCUUGGCCACAGUGUUUAACAAAAAUCACAAACAAGCCCGUUACAGUAAUUUCCCUCCAGGACCGAGACCUCUACCGAUCAUUGGAAAUGCGCUGACCAUGGACCUGGCAACGCCUCAUAAAACAUUUUUGGAGUUGUCUAAGAAGUAUGGCACAGUCUUCAGUAUACAGAUGGGAUUUGAUAAAAUAGUCAUCCUGUGUGGUUAUGAAACUAUUAAAGACGCUCUAGUCAAUCAUGCGGAGGAAUUCUCUGACCGGCCGCACAUAGAACUGUUUUCCAAAACUACGAAGGAUCAUGGUCUUAUAUUUGCUAAUGGAGAAAACUGGAAGGCAAUGAGAAGAUUUACUCUUUCAACCCUGAGAGAUUAUGGAAUGGGGAAGAAAGGUAUCGAACACAAGAUCAUGGAUGAAGCUAGUUGUUUAGUCCAAGCAUUUAAAGAACAUAAAGGAAAUCCCUUUGAUAACCUGCAAGUCAUCAAUACUGCGGUGGCCAAUAUAAUCGUGUCCACGGUGAUUGGCGUCCGAUUCGACUAUGAAGAUCCCACCAUCGUGAAGCUUGUCGGUCUAAUCAAUGAGAACGUCAGACUGAUGGGAAGUCGCUUGGUCAGGCUUUACAACAGUUAUCCUUACCUGGUCCACUGGAUGCCAGGUCCCCACAAAAAAGUUUUCGUUAACAUGAAGGAGAUGCAUGACUUUAUAAGAGAAACGUUUACAAGGCAAAAGAAAGAGUUGGACAUCAACGACCAGAGGAACCUGGUUGACGCCUACCUUGCUAAGCAACAAGAGGGAAAACCAGAAUCUACUUUGUAUUUCCACGAUGAGAAUCUGGUCGCACUUGUGGAAAAUCUCUUCACUGCUGGAAUGGAGACCACAUCAACCACCCUGAGAUGGGGGCUUCUACUCAUGAUAAAAUAUCCAGAGAUUCAAAAAAAAGUUCAUAAUGAAAUUGAAACAGUGAUUGGAUCGGCCCAACCUCAGAUAGAGCAUAGGAAACAAAUGCCUUAUACAGAUGCUGUUAUACAUGAAAUUCAGAGAUUUGGAGAUAUUAUUCCAAAUAAUGCUCCACAUUUAACGUCUCAGGAUGUUACCUUCAGGGGUUACUUUAUUCCAAAGGGCACUGCUAUCAUCCCACUACUGCACUCUGUGCUCAGAGAUGAAACUUACUUUGAGAAACCCAAUGAGUUUUACCCUGAACACUUUCUUGACUCAGAAGGAAAACUGAAGAAGAUUGAGUCCUUCAUACCAUUCUCUAUAGGUAAGAGAAGUUGUGCAGGUGAGACUUUGGCCAAAAUGGAGCUGUUCCUCUUCUUCACCACCCUGCUCCAGAACUUCACAUUCCUGGCCCAGCCUGGUGCUAUACUGGACCUGAGUCCUGCAAUGUCCUCAACCAAUGGUCCCAAACCUUACGAAAUCUGUGCUAUGCCCUGCAGCUAGGAGAUGGGUUAGUCACGUCUAACCUGCGAUGUAUAAUAUAAGAGAUGUAUAAUGUAAGAUAAUUUCUGCUUGUAAGGGGGAAAAAGUCCUGCUGUUAAUAUUUUUCCAUAAAAACUGUAAAUCCAGAGAGCAUGAGGAUAUGCAAAGUUCAUAUGGGACGAAAAACUGAGGGCAUCCUAAAAGUGAGCAGAGAACUCACAUCC
This is a messenger RNA of Hyla sarda, 1969 nucleotides long. Its product is annotated as cytochrome P450 2K1-like. Gene Ontology annotation, molecular function: heme binding; iron ion binding; oxidoreductase activity, acting on paired donors, with incorporation or reduction of molecular oxygen, reduced flavin or flavoprotein as one donor, and incorporation of one atom of oxygen. Gene Ontology annotation, cellular component: cytoplasm; intracellular membrane-bounded organelle. The transcript has 10 exons. Bases 291 to 1766 code for a protein of 491 amino acids. NCBI's taxonomy places the organism in Eukaryota, Metazoa, Chordata, Amphibia, Anura, Hylidae. The record is from RefSeq and is a predicted model, not a curated record. Gene Ontology annotation, biological process: xenobiotic metabolic process.